Molecule: messenger RNA, 4196 nt
Organism: Camellia sinensis
Lineage: Eukaryota; Viridiplantae; Streptophyta; Magnoliopsida; Ericales; Theaceae
Product: DEAD-box ATP-dependent RNA helicase 40
Molecular function (GO): RNA helicase activity; ATP binding; protein binding
Source: RefSeq, a predicted model, not a curated record
AUCGUAGGCUAAAAUAUCACACGGGGGUCCAUUUAGCCGAAGCCUGGACUCUUGUUCCAGGCUAUAAUAAUAUUCUUGCCUCCUACCUGAUUCUUGAACCCUAGACGGAGUCGAGCGUUCCCUGUGAAUUCAUCAUCUAGCAAAUUAGAAAUCCAUUCGAUUGCUCUCUGCUUCAAACUUCAGAGGGACACACGAGUCCUAUUGUUGUAGGUUUCACAAUUUUCUGCAAAUCGUGUCCCCAAAUUUGGAAGCUCGAUUUCUUCAACCAAGAAACAAUAAGCAUGGCAACUGCAGAGCCAGCACCUGCAUCCCUUGGUCCUCGUUAUGCGCCUGAGGAUCCUACUCUGCCAAAACCCUGGCAGGGAUUAAUUGAUGGAAGCACUGGGCUUUUGUACUACUGGAAUCCUGAAACAAACAUCACUCAGUAUGAAAAGCCAUCCUCUUUGCCUCCUCCAUUGCCGCCAGGGUUGCCUAGCUCGGUAUCUACACCCAAGCUGGCUCCCAUACCAAGUGCUCGAAUGAUGCAAUCGAAUGGUGUGGGCCAGCCGGGGCAACAAAUGACACAGACGCCACAACAGCAAGGGCAACAAACAGACUCGUCACAACAUCCCCAUCUAAUGCCACAAAUUGCUCAACAACAUAGUUCACACUUAGCACAAGCCGGACAACAACAGGGAUCACAAUUGGCUCAGGCCAUGCAACAGCAGGGACAUUUAACACCACAACAACUUGGGCAACAAACAAUACAGCAACCAAAUCAGCAAGUUUUAUUGCAGUCAGGACAGCAAAUGCCUCAGCAGUCAGCACAGCAAAUGCCACAACAGUCAAUGCUGCAAAUGCAACAGCAGUCAAUGCAGCAAAUACAAAUGCCAAUGUAUCAAGGCUCACAAACGGGGCAAUCACAGGGGCAUCAAUUUACACAUCAACAGAUGCAGUACAUGGCAUAUCAGCAGAGCAACCUUCCGCAGGGCCAACAAAAUUCGCUGCAACAGAUGCAGCGUACUGUGCAGGGGCAUCUAUUACCCCGUCAACAGGAGCAGAAAGCAGGAUUCCAGCACAGAGAAGAUGUUGAUUCUCAACAAGGAAAGCAAAUUGGGUUCUCCCCUCCACAGAUUCAACAAUCUGGUGGGCCAUCUGUUCAAAAUGUUCCAGUGGGAACUAAUUCCAUUCAGAUGCAACAAAUGGGUGUGCAAACUGGUCAAGCACAACCAUUUGGUAGCUCCUCUCUCAAUAUGCAACAACAUGGCUCUCUGGUUCCAUUGCUGCAACAUGGUCCCAGGUUUCAAAGUCAGUUGGACUCAACAAUAAUGCAUAGCCAACAACCCAGUGCAGUCCCUGUCAAUUUAAAGAUGGGUUUUGAAGAAAAUGCAUCUAGAAGAGCUGGGAUUGAGUAUUACCUCAAUGCUAGCAAUGAUGGGACUGCUAUGGUUCCCCAGCAGCCAAAGCUUGUUGUAUUACCCAUGGCGAGAAAUCAACAGGAGAUGAGGGUGGGUGGUGCUACACUUCCUAAUGUCCCACCUGGUAUUGCUGGUGGACUAAACUCUGUAGCAGGGCCUGCCUUGCAUAACAUUUAUGGUCAUGCAGCCAGUGGGCCAGGCUUUCCAAACAAUGCUAUGAUGAGGCAGCCUCCAAUGAUUAUGGAAUCUGCAGACGCUAUUGAUCUCUCGCCAGUUGAUGUAUAUUGUCAGAAGCAUGAAGUCACAGCAACGGGUGGUGAUGUUCCAGCUCCUCUCAUGACGUUUGAAGCCACUGGCUUUCCUCCAGAGAUACUUAAAGAGUUGCAUUUUGCAGGUUUCUCGUCUCCCACACCCAUUCAGGCGCAAACAUGGCCAAUUGCACUACAAAAUAGGGACAUAGUGGCUAUUGCCAAAACCGGAUCUGGAAAAACAUUGGGCUAUCUGAUCCCGGCAUUCAUUCUUCUUAGGCGACGCCGUAAUAAUCCUCAGAAUGGCCCAACGGUUUUGGUCUUAGCUCCAACCCGAGAGCUUGCCACACAAAUACAAGAUGAGGUCCUCAAGUUCGGUCGAUCUUCAAGGGUCUCUUGCACAUGCUUGUAUGGUGGAGCUCCUAAGGGUCUACAAUUAAAAGAAUUGGAUCGAGGGGCGGAUAUUGUCGUGGCAACUCCUGGUCGGCUCAAUGACAUCCUUGAAAUGAAGAAAAUUGAUUUUGGGCAAGUUUCCCUUCUUGUGCUUGACGAAGCUGAUCGGAUGCUUGACAUGGGUUUUGAACCCCAAAUACGUAAGAUUGUGAAUGAGAUUCCUCCCCGACGGCAAACUCUUAUGUAUACAGCGACCUGGCCCAAGGAAGUGAGAAAAAUAGCAAGUGAUCUUCUUGUUAAUCCUGUUCAGGUGAACAUAGGCAGUGUCGAUGAGCUUGCUGCAAAUAAAUCUAUUACUCAGUAUGUUGAAGUAGUCCCUCAAAUGGAGAAGCAGAGGCGCCUGGAGCAGAUUCUUAGGGCCCAAGAACAGGGUUCUAAGGUCAUUAUAUUCUGUUCAACGAAAAAGUUGUGUGACCAGCUUGCACGUAGUAUUGGACGUAAUUUUGGGGCCGCUGUAAUUCAUGGAGACAAGUCUCAAGGCGAGAGAGAUUGGGUGCUGAAUCAAUUCCGGUCUGGAAAGUCCCCGAUUUUAGUUGCCACUGAUGUUGCUGCAAGGGGCCUUGACAUAAAAGAUAUAAGGGUUGUGAUCAAUUAUGAUUUUCCAAAUGGGGUUGAGGAUUAUGUCCACCGAAUUGGAAGAACUGGGAGAGCUGGGGCCACUGGAGUGGCGUACACCUUUUUCUCUGACCAGGACUGGAAGUAUGCAGGUGAUCUGGUAAAAGUUCUGGAGGGGGCUGACCAGCUGGUGCCUCCAGAAGUACGAGAGAUGGCUUUGCGUGGUGGGCCCAAUUUUGGCAGGGAUCGGGGUGGGCCGAACCGUUUUGAAACUGCUGGUGUUCGUUGGGAUUCUGGCGGCCAUGGUGGCAUGAGGGAUGGUGGUUUUGGAGGCCGUAGUGGAAUGAGGGAUGGCAAGUUUGGUGGCCAUGGUGGAAUGAGAGACGGCAACUUUGGUGUCCGUGGUGGAAUGAGAGAUGGCAACUUUGGUGGAAUGAGAGAGAAUAGUUUUGGUGGCCGUGGUGGAAUGAGGGAUGGUAUUUUUGGCGGCCGCGGUGGAAUGAGGGAUGGUGGCUUUGGCGGGCGCAUUGGAAUGAGGGAAGGCAGCUUUGGUGGCCGUGGAGGCAUGAGGGAUGGCAACUUUGGUGGCCGUGGUGGUGGUCAUGUUGGCUGGGAUAGGAAUGAACGGGCCCCACAUGAUAGAUACAAUGUGGAUGGGCGUGGACGGGGCUAUGGCAGGGGGUCAGGACGGUUUGAUAACAGAAGAGAUGUUGCACACCGGAGUAGAGGUAGAAGUUAUAGCUCAAGUCCUGAAAGGGUUCGAACAUGGGGCUAUAGUAGAAGCCGUAGCCGUAGCCGAAGUUGGAGUCGAAGCCGAAGCCAAAGCCGGAGUCGGAGCUGGUCUCGCAGCCGUAGCCCCAGCUGUAGUCGUAGUCGUAGUCGCAGUCGCAGUCGUGACAGACGUGAAAGACCUCGUAAGACAAAAUUUGAUCAGAUGGAACCCUCAAUGCCGGUAUUUGGGCCUCCUGAGGCAAGGAUGUCUCCUAUGUCUCCGGGCACACAAGCCAAUGCAAUUUCUGGAGUUGAGCUUCCUGGCCAGUUACCACCGGUUGAGAAUGUUGAGCCAGAACAUCUAGAGGCUGCGGCUGACACACACACAAUUUAGUUGGUGAAUUGUAAGGUGUGAGACACAGUUCACAUGUAUUUUUAAGAGUUUUGGGGUAGAGGUGGUGUCAAUUUUUGUGUGUAAUCGUUUGCUUAACUCCUUACUUUUCUAAAGACGGGGUUGGGUCGAUAUAAUCCCAGUUUUUGCUGCAAAGUUGAGGUUGGGGCUGUAUUGGUGAAUUGAUUGAUUAUGUGGAAAAGAUGAAAACUGGCUUGCUGCACUCGUUGGGGUGAUUGUUAUUUUAGGAUAAUUGAGGUUAGCUUUGGAGGUUGAACUUAUCUGUGAAACUUCCAUGCAUUUUAUCACUUUUUUUUCCCUUCUUUUUUCCGUUUCUAUAUCUUCUCUGUAUUGUCUUGGCUCUUGGAAUUUAUUAGUAAUGGGAGGAUGUUCAAUUGUCUAUUGAUUUGCAUUGUUGUUAAGCCAAUGUUCUGCCCGCCC